AACGAGAAAAGAUCGGAAUCUCUCCAUCGGUGAAGCGCCGCCGUAAUUAGAAGGAGGAAACUUGUAAUUUAUGUGUAGCAGCGGUUAGUGUGAGGAAGGAGGAGAUUUUGUAUAUAGUUAGAAUUUGUUUCGAAGACGAACGAUGUCGCUGAGAAUUAAAUUAGUGGUGGAUAAGUUUGUGGAGGAGCUAAAGCAAGCACUUGACGCUGAUAUACAAGAUCGGAUCAUGAAGGAGAGAGAGAUGCAAAGUUAUAUUGAAGAGCGUGAGCGUGAAGUCGCUGAACGAGAAGCUGCCUGGAAAGCUGAGCUCUCUCGCCGUGAGACGGAGAUUGCUAGACAGGAAGCGAGGUUGAAGAUGGAGAGAGAGAAUCUGGAGAAGGAGAAGAGUGUUCUCAUGGGGACUGCGUCAAAUCAGGAUAAUCAAGAUGGUGCUCUUGAAAUUACUAUGCUUGGAGGAAAUACAGUGGCAACACCGGAACAUAUCUUUCCGUUUUCUUCUGUUCUUGUGGUUUUGCUUGAACGUGUCAACAUCUUAUGGCAUGAAGAGAACGAAAGAUGGCCAGGAUUACAAGCAAAGAAAAUGGAGAGCGAUUCAGAGAUGGUUCCGUUUCCUCAAUUACCGACGCCAAUAGAAACCAACUACAGAGCUUGCACAAUUCCUUACAGAUUCCCUUCUGAUGAUCCCAAGAAAGCCACUCCAACUGAAAUCUCGUGGAUCAACGUCUUCGCUAAUUCCAUUCCUUCUUUCAAGAAACGUGCAGAGAGCGAUACAACGGUUCCAGAUGCUCCUGCUAGAGCUGAAAAAUUUGCAGAAAGAUAUGCUGGAAUUCUUGAAGACUUGAAGAAAGAUCCAGAGAGCCAUGGCGGGCCACCAGAUGGCAUUCUUCUAUGCCGACUUCGUGAGCAAGUACUCAGAGAGUUGGGAUUUAGGGACAUAUUCAAGAAAGUGAAGGAUGAGGAGAAUGCAAAGGCUAUAUCACUAUUUCCUGAAGUUGUCAGUCUGAGUGAUGCUAUUGAAGAUGACGGAAAACGAUUAGAGAAUUUGGUGAGAGGGAUAUUUGCUGGAAACAUCUUUGAUCUGGGUUCUGCACAGCUUGCUGAAGUUUUCUCAAGGGAUGGUAUGUCUUUCUUGGCUAGCUGUCAAAAUUUGGUUCCACGACCAUGGGUCAUUGAUGACUUGGAAAACUUCCAAGCCAAAUGGAUCAAGAAGUCUUGGAAGAAGGCAGUGAUUUUUGUUGAUAAUUCUGGUGCAGACAUAAUUUUGGGUAUUUUGCCAUUUGCAAGAGAGUUGCUCCGUCGAGGAACUCAGGUGGUGCUGGCUGCUAAUGAGCUACCAUCUAUCAAUGACAUAACAUAUACCGAGCUUACAGAGAUCUUGUCACAGUUGAAGGAUGAAAAUGGCCAAUUGAUAGGCGUUGAUACUUCGAAGCUUCUGAUUGCAAAUUCGGGGAAUGACUUACCAGUUAUCGAUCUCGCAAGAGUAUCACAGGAGCUUGCUUACCUUUCAUCUGAUGCCGACUUAGUCAUCUUAGAAGGCAUGGGUCGUGGAAUUGAGACAAACCUUUAUGCUCAGUUCAAGUGUGAUUCUCUCAAGAUCGGAAUGGUGAAGCAUCUUGAAGUAGCAGAGUUUCUCGGAGGACGGCUUUAUGACUGUGUCUUCAAAUACAAUGAAGUUCAGAGCUAAUUAUAUUUUAGUAAUCGCCAGUCUCACUUCUCUCCUACUGUGAUUUUUUACUGAAUCGGGUUCAAAAUAUAGGAUACAAAGAGUAAUACUUUAUGCUCCUUUCCAUCUUGAUAUGGUAAUUCAAUAAGAAAAAGAUUUGUUUUUC
Messenger RNA from Arabidopsis arenosa, 1829 nucleotides. NCBI's taxonomy places the organism in Eukaryota, Viridiplantae, Streptophyta, Magnoliopsida, Brassicales, Brassicaceae. The record is from the annotation of a GenBank genome assembly.